AUGACAUUAGCUAAAGCUGCCUCUGUAAAAUUAGAUUGGUCUAAGGUUAUUUCUUCUUUGAAACUGACUGGUAAGACUGCUACUCAAUUAUCCUCUUUUAAGAAGAGAAACGAUGAAGCUAGAAGAAAGUUAUACGAAUUAGAAUCUCAACCAACCUCAGUUGAUUUCAGUCACUACAGAAGCGUUUUGAAGAACACAGCAAUUGUUGAUAAGAUUGAAUCUUACUACAAAGCUUACAAACCAGUAACGAUUGACACCUCUAAACAAUUAUCAACUAUCCAAGCUUUUGAAGCUGAAGCUAUUGAUAAUGCAAAGAGAACCGAAGAGAUGGUUGCUAAGGAAUUGUUGGACUUAAAAGCUACUUUGAAGAACAUUGAAUCUGCUAGACCAUUCGAUGAAUUGACUGUUGAUGAAUUAGUUGCUGCCAAACCAGAAAUUGACGCUAAGGUCGAAGAAAUGGUCAAGAAGGGUAGAUGGGACGUCCCAGGUUACAAAGAGAAGUUCGGUGACUUGACUGUUAUGUAA
Molecule: messenger RNA, 525 nt
Organism: Tetrapisispora phaffii CBS 4417
Lineage: Eukaryota; Fungi; Ascomycota; Saccharomycetes; Saccharomycetales; Saccharomycetaceae
Gene: ATP7
Product: F1F0 ATP synthase subunit d
Exons: 1
Coding region: 1-525 (174 amino acids)
Biological process (GO): proton motive force-driven ATP synthesis
Molecular function (GO): proton transmembrane transporter activity
Source: RefSeq, a predicted model, not a curated record